GUUUAGGGUCACAGUGUGAGGGAUAUAGGGAGAGAGAGGAAGAAGGAGGGAUCAGUCAUCCAAUUCAAAACAUGUUUGCAUGUAUUACAUCAGUUUUCAUUUAAGCCCAAUAACUCUUUAUUUUAAAAAAGUCUUUAAUAAAACUGUUACUGUUCCCUGCACAGACACAUGAUCUAAAUGCGUCCUUCAAUUCCUCAGAAAGUUCCUAUUUCAUUCAUGACGUUGGCCUGAAGGGAAGUUACAGUAUUUUUCAUUUUCCCAAGGAACUCAAAUAUCUCCUUGUGUGACCUUGCGCUUCAUUAAAAAAAAAAAAAAAAAAAAAAAAAAAAAAACUACCACAGCAGAGCAAUGAGCAAUACAUCCCAGCUACUAUAAUGACAAUACACUAUACACUGACUGCAAACUUCCAAGAGGCAGUACAAUUGCGUAUGGUAAUGUCAUAUUGGAAUAUGUAAAUCCAGUGACGAAAAGUACAUUUUUUUACAGUAGAGUUUUGAAGUUCUGUACUUGUUACCUUAGUAUCUUCAUUCAAUGCUGAAUGAAACUUCACUACAUUUCAGGUAGCUAUGGUUAAACAAUAUUUAUUCAUCAUUUUAUAAAAAUGAUUUGUUUAAGGUUACUCUUUCGUAUGUAACGUAAUUAGAAAUUGCUACACUUUGACCAAUCACAAGAUUAUAAUGCUCUUUACACUGGAUGGCUCAGAAAUUAAAUCCACACUCUGAGGGGGCCUUUCUGUAAAAUUCUAUUCUUUAAACCUUUUUUUCUGUCCAUCUACAACCUGUUACUGCACGUAAACACUGGCUUUAGUGGGAAUCUGAGGCAAUAAUACGGAGUCUGUCAGUUCCUGUAAGCCACAAAUCAGUUCCCGUAAAUCCUAAACCUAUUUCGGUUUCCUUCUGAAUGGCAGAUGGGAAGUUAUUCACACGGAAUUCCCCUGUUUGGAAAACCAUUAAGCCAACAUACAGUAAAUCAGCCAGACGCUCGGCGGAGAAGGCACGGAGACGGAUGCGCGUCUAAGUCGGCUCCCGUGUUGGAGUUCGCAGUAAUUAAAAACAUCCAUCAGAUUAUGACAGUCAUGCCAGACAGCAUUGCAUCACGGGACUCCGAACGUGACAAGGGUAACCAUGACAAUGACAAUCAAACACACGGAUGUUUAACAAGAAGAUUCCUCUUGUUUCCCGGUUUACUGGACUCUACAAUUUCAAAAUCCAGGACUGCAGUUUAUGGUGGUAACAACUGUUAUCUGGGCAAAAUGUUUUUAUCAACUGUAAGAGAAAGCAAUAACAUCUCUUAUCUUUCCUUUCUCUCUCUCUCUCUCUCUCUCUCUCUCUUCAGCUUAGCUGUGAAGAUAAUGAAAUGUGAAACUGUGACUUGGAAGUGUUUUUUUUUUAUUAUUUUAAACCUGAAGCUGAAUGUUGCUGUCAACUUUUUUUUAUCCAAACUCUGAGUCAACAAAACACACAGCUGUUUCUUUCAUAAAAUGACUAUAGCAUGCAAAAAAGGUGCAAUUUAUAAUGUUCUUCCCUUAUUUAUUUAUUUAUUUAUUUUUUAUUUAUUUAUUUAUUGUGGUUUUUCAAUUUAUUUACAGUCUGGAAAAAUAUGGACAUUAAAGGCCCUGUUUUCUUACUUCUGCAGCAUUUCUUCUGUCCAUCACUAUAAUAACACAGCAAACUGAAUAAUUAAAUAUGCAAUUUCUGCCAUACCGCUUUGAAUGGAAGCUGUACCACAACUGUUGUGGAAAAUGGAGCAUUGACAAAGAAUGGCAAUUAUAUACUGGAGAGCAUUUUUCCUAGGGACGAAGAAGACAAAAUUCAUUUGUCUUGUCUUCAUUUCCACAUAUUACAGUUCUGAUUGUUGAAACAUAUCAGAUGAAUGAAAAAAGGAAAAAAAGGAUGAAAUAAGCAGGACUGACACGUAAUAACGUCUGGAAACCAGGUGUGUAUUUGAAAGGUGAAAGGGCGAGAGGGGAGUGGGGGGCUGGAGACAUGAUGGAGUGUGGGUCAGGUGAUAUUGUCAUCAUCAUAACCCCAUAGGGAUCUGGCAGCCAUAGGCUGUGUAUGUGUGUAGAAAAGAGUGUGUGUGUGUGUGGGGGGGGGGUAUAACAACACGGCUGGGAAUGGAAGCGUCGGCGGAGGUGAUAUUGUGGAGAAAAAUACUGUUUCCAAAGUCACAUAAUGAGUUACGGGUGAGAGUUGGGGUCUGGCGUGUAGUGGUUAUGGUCUCCGGGGAAGGAACCAAUGUCCGUAUGCUGGGGUUGUUACAAGGGACUAAUUGGCACCACGGACGACUUUCUAUGAGACACUUAAAUGGCUUGAUCACAUGUUCAGCACACGGCAGUGCCACGCAGCACUUGUUUAGCUGUCACAGCAGAAGCUGAGAGGGCAAUAAGCCCCCUAAGUGUUCCCGGGUAGAGCUAUACUUACACAAAAAUUGCUCUGUCAAAAUAGCAAAGAAACGGCACUGUGGAUAUGCACGUACGACGCAGGUUAAAUGUAUGGGACAACACCCAACCGCUCCCUACCGCGCUCCACCUGAAGAUGGCGCUCCAUAUCUUCGUAUGACCACCGUGCCGAGGGUGUGCGGGAGGGAGACUGAGCUGCUGUCUGCCUCCUUCCCGAUGGUGUUGCCUCCCCGUCGUUGCAGUGCUUUGCUCCUCUCUCUCUCUCUCUCUCUCUCUCCUCUCUCUCUCUCUCUCUCUCUCUUUCUUUCUCGCUUUCGCACCCAGCGCCUCGCCUCUUCCUCCUCCUCCUCCUCCUCCUCCUCCUCUUCUUCCUCUUCCAUCUCCUCUACAUCCUUCUCCUACUCCCCGCGGAUGCCUCAGCCUCGCACCCCCGGCCCAGCAUCCCGGCAAAUGGUCGCUCCAUCCCCGGCAACUCUGGACGCAGGACACAGCGAAAAAGGCGCACCGCUCCGUUCUGAUCUGAUCUGAGCACACUGCGGAUUGACUUGAAACGAGAGACGGACCAGGCACAGAAAGGGAAACGAGGAGAAGCCGGUCGCUGACAGUGGCCAGGAUCUUAUUUCGCAAUGCCGGUGCCAGAGCAGCCUGCAGAGCAGGAGAAGGGGGCCAUGGUUCCCCCUGUGAUGCCAGCCUCCAAUGGAGACAGAUCUGAGACAGAGACGACCUCUUCCAUCCUUGCCUCUGUCAAAGAGCAGGAACUUCAGUUUGAACGCCUGACCAGGGAACUUGAGGCUGAGCGUCAGAUUGUUGCCACCCAGCUGGAGAGAUGCAAACUGGGAUCAGAGGCAGGCAGCAUGAGCAGCAUCAGUUCGACAGAUGAGCAAUUUCGCUGGAAUGCUCAAGCGGAUGGACAGAAGGAUAUUGAGGAUGAGUUGACCACAGGUUUGGAGUUGGUGGAUUCCUGCAUUCGCUCCCUUCAGGAAUCAGGAAUACUUGACAGUGGAGAACGACCGGCUCUUCUUUCCCAGAGUUCCUUGCAGCUCAACUCCACCCCGGAGGCUUCGCUCCAGUACUCUGCCAGCUACCAUAGCAACCAGACCCUCGCCCUUAGCGACAACAUCUCCGCAGCAACUCCUCAGCGCAGCGGGCAGGUUGGAGGAGCUGUGCACAGCUACAACCAGGUGACAUCAAGUCGUGCAGCCCAGCAACAACAAUCACAAACUGGGGCAGGAUCAGGUAUCUACUACUCCAGCUCCACAUUGCCUGCCCAGCGUGUCAGUUCCCCUCUGUCUGGAGGAGGAGGUGGCCAAGGGUCCGGUUCUCCUAGUAAGCUCCAACGCCUUGGAUCAUCCUCUGAUACACCAGGGUAUUCUACCACUCAGCGCCUGCCUUCUUCUUCCUCCUCCUCUCCCAGCAAGCAGUCUUCUGCUAAUCGACUGGCCAAGUCAUACAGCACUACAGUUGCUGUGACAACAGCAGGAGGGGGUGGGUCUCCCCUGAGGGUGGCAUCUCCACCCAACUCUACAGCAGCAGGGGGAGGGGCCAGCUCAUCAUCGUCCCCUCUUCACCAGAUGAGUUCAGGCAUAGGGAGCUAUGCCACUCUGUCUCCCAAAAAGGCUGGCAUCCACCACGCUUCUGACCAGUACAAGAUCUCCCACGAGCUCUACGCUACUGCCACACUGCAGAGACCUGGCAGUCUGGCAGGCUCUCGUGGUUCCUACAGUAGUCAGCACAGUCAGGAGCCCCUUCGGCCCUUGGGGUCCCCAGAGCACCACAUAGAUCCCAUCUAUGAAGAACGUGUCUACCACAACAAGGGCCCUAUGAGGAGCCUUAGCCAGAGCCAGGGGCCGGACACAGGCCCCUAUCGUAACAACACCGCUCCCUCCUCCCCUGGUGUCGACUCCGCCCCUUUACAGCGCACAGGAAGUCACGGCACAGGGACAGGAAACUACAGCCGAGGCGGGACUAACAACUAUGCCACAGUGGGGCCAGGCUACACCUCAAGCGGAGGUGGUGGAGGCGGAGACGUGUAUGGCUCAGACCCCUAUGUGGCAGACCCCUACCGCACCCUGCAGUACUGCCCCUCAGUGGUGGAAUCGCCCUACAGCAAGUCUGGACCAGCCCUGCCGCCCGAAGGCAGCCUGCAGCGUUCACCUUCCAUCGAUUCGAUUCAGAAAGACCCAAGAGAGUUUGGGUGGAGAGAUCCGGAGCUGCCAGAGGUGAUCCAGAUGUUACAGCACCAGUUCCCAUCGGUGCAGUCCAAUGCAGCAGCCUACCUACAGCAUCUCUGCUUCGGAGACAACAAGAUCAAAGCCGAGAUCCGUAGACAGGGAGGCAUUCAGCUGCUGGUUGAUCUGCUGGACCACAGGAUGGGUGAGGUUCACCGCAGCGCCUGCGGAGCCCUGAGGAACCUGGUGUACGGCAAAGCCAACGAUGAGAAUAAAGUAGCUCUGAAGAACUGUGGGGGGAUUCCUGCCUUGGUCCGUCUGCUGAGAAAGACCGGAGACGUAGAGAUCAGAGAGCUGGUCACAGGCGUGCUGUGGAACCUGUCAUCAUGUGAUGCUCUAAAGAUGCCAAUCAUCCAGGACGCUCUUGCCGUUCUGACCAAUAGCGUCAUCAUACCCCACUCUAACUGGGACUCCUCCCCCAAUCACCAUGAUGACCGCAAGCUCCACCUCCAUACCUCCCAGGUGCUGCGCAAUGCUACAGGGUGCCUCAGGAAUGUAAGCUCCGCAGGUGAGGAGGCAAGACGAAGGAUGAGGGAGUGUGACGGCCUGACAGAUGCACUGCUGUACGUCAUCCAGACCUCUCUGGGCAGCAGCGAGAUCGACAGCAAGACUGUAGAGAACUGUGUUUGCAUCCUGAGGAACCUGUCGUACCGUCUGGCUGCCGAGACGUCCCAUGGCCAGCAGGGGGGGUUGGAGGAGCUGGAUAGCCUGCUCUGUGACGCCAACGGUCGCGACGGAGAGAGCUCUGGCUGCUGGGGGAAGAAGAAGAAGAAAAAGAAGGGAGUUGACCAGUGGGAUGGUGUGGGCCCCUUUCCAGACACGGCCGAGCCUCCCAAAGGGGUUCAGAUGUUGUGGCACCCCACCAUCGUCAAGCCCUACCUCACCCUGCUGUCUGAAUGCUCAAAUCCAGACACCCUGGAGGGAGCAGCCGGUGCUCUGCAGAACCUGGCCGCAGGCAGUUGGAAGUGGUCGGUGUACAUCCGGGCGGCUGUCCGCAAGGAGAAAGGCCUUCCAAUCCUAGUGGAGUUACUGAGGAUAGACAAUGACAAAGUGGUGUGUGCCGUGGCCACCGCUCUCAGAAAUAUGGCCCUGGACAUAAGGAACAAGGAACUCAUUGGUAAAUAUGCCAUGAGAGAUUUGAUCCAUCGGUUACCAGGCAGUAGUAGCAGCAGCAACAAUAAUGCCACCAGCAGUGGGACCUCUGGAACCACAGGCCCCCCCAGCAAGGCCAUGUCAGACGAUACGGUAACUGCCAUCUGCUGCGCACUGCACGAAGUCAUCACCAAGAACAUGGAGAAUGCCAAAGCUCUGCGCGAUGCUGGCGGCAUAGAAAAACUUAUUGGCAUCGCCCGCAGCAAAGGAGACAAACACUCAGCAAAGGUGGUAAAGGCAGCCUCUCAGGUUCUCAGCAGUAUGUGGCAGUAUAGAGACCUGCGUUCCCUCUACAAGAAGGAUGGUUACUCCCAGUAUCACUUUGUGGGCUCUGCCUCAACGAUAGAGAGAGACAGGCAGAGGCCCUACUCCUCCUCUCGAACUCCCUCCGUCUCCCCUGUCAGGACGUCACCAAAUAACCGCUCCGCAAGCGCUCCAGCCUCCCCCAGAGAGAUGAUGAGUCUGAAGGAACGCAAGAUGGACUACGAUUCCACGGCAACCAACGCUGGUUUCCAUAGCAACAAAGGAGAGCACACAUCCCGGAAAGACGGCAUGGCAGUUCAAGUAUCGUGUGGGACAUCUACGUUGUUCCGAAACUCUUACCUGACUGCCAGUGAUGAUAUCAAGCAAAACCAGGCUCCGGCCCAGCCCUGCGUUGUGCCCCCCCAGCCCCAGCAGGACAGCCCAUCAGCAGCCGUGCUAAAAGACUACGACCCCUACCCUCCCCCUCCUUCCUUCCCUCAGCCUCAGCCACCGCAGCCUCCACCUCACAGCCAGAGCCGGAGCUUCGACGAGGCCUACUACGAGGACCAGGGACCUCCGCCUCCCCCAUCCCAGCCGCAGCCGCAGGUACAGGCGCAGGCCCAACCUCAGGCCCAACCCCAGCAGCCUCCGAGCUCCACUGGUCCACCCCGGGACCCGCGGGAAGACCUGCGCAUGCAUCUGGGCCUCAAAUCCACUGGCAACUACGUAGACUUCUACUCGGCCUCUCGGCCAUACAGCGAACUGAACUAUGAGACCAGCCACUACCCGGCCUCACCUGACUCCUGGGUGUAGUUAGACUAUGCUGAGGGUGGGGGCAAGAGAGAGUCUGCGUAUGUGUGUGUGAAAGGGAUUAUUUUUGCAAGUGAUCAGCAGCAGAUGAACACAAUAUGAGAGCAAAUGGCAUGUUAAAAAGGUAUCUUGUAGCCAAUGACAGGUAAUUAGUGUUCUCUAAAACAAGGUAAAAAACCAAGCUCAGUGGGGUUAAAGGGGGGUUAAGUUCAGUUGGGACAAAGAGAGACUGUGCAUGUGCAUGCCAACAUUUUCCUUUUUUCUUUUCUUUAGGACCACUUUAUUUUCUCAAUGUCAGCUCCAUUGUAACAGUGAGUGGAUAAGGAGCAAGUGAGAGUAGAUAUGAACAAGUGUUUGAAAUUGUGAGAGGAGUGGGCAGGGGAACAUAGAGAGAAAACGUAAGGGUAUGGAGAUGCCUAGAGAGGAGGAGGAGAGAGAUGGGAAUCAAGAAAUAAUGGGAAGGGGAUGACUCUAUAGGAACAGGAAGUGGCCUGACCUUAAAGACAGAGAGAGGAAGAUGGGAGAGAGAAAGAUUGCAUGAGGGUUCUUGAGGAGGUCAGGAGGAAUAAAAGCACAGAGAAAGAUGAAAGCACAUCAGGCACAAGACAAGAAGUGGAUGUUUACCAUUUCACCCAAGUGACAAACGUAGCACUGCUUUUAUCCCCCCUUUUUUGUUGCGAUGGCCUUGCUGCCUACAGAGGCUUCUGAAUUUGUUUUCAAGGAAUGUCAUCCUCAAGAGACUUCUUUUUUUGUCAUCAUUCUUUUACAUCUUUUUUUAUUUGUACUUUUCUAAAUUUUCACUUUCAAAAAGCAUUUUUAUUUUCUGUAUAAAGUUCAAAGGUGAUAUAGUGUGUAUAUUACACAUGUUUUUGAUGGGGCCACUUCUGAAAAUGAUUUUUUUUUUUUUUUUUCCCCAUGACUGACUAUUGACUUAAACAACAAAAAGCAACAAAAACAAGUGAAAUGCAAACACAAGAAGCAGAAAAGACAGACAUUGUCAGGAUGGAUGUCAGUGGAUACAUUUGUAUUUGCCCUUUUCCCAGCCCGAGAGGAAACCUUGCAAUAUUUGUGUUUUUCUCUCUCCAUCAAAUUAAUUUUGUGUGGACAUGCUCAAACGUCAAAAGCAGUUCAAGGCUGCCAGAGCAUCAGAUCGGCAGAGCAGCAUCGCUCCCAAGUCCCUGUCAACAAAAGUGCUUUUUCACUGCCUAAAGAAUACAUGUGUAUGUUUAAAGCACACUCUGUCUUUGGAAAAGGUUGUCUUUUCCUUUUGGGGAGCUAAUAUGUUUGACCAUGUCAACUUUCAAUGGUUUCUCAUCAUCAGUUGAGCAUAAAAACUGGUCCGUCCAACAAGAGCCACCGUGAAUAUUGUACAUCUCACUGUACAGUAGAGAUAAAGAGAAAGAGAGAGACGUGACAUUGUGCCAAACUUUGACACCUCUUGGACCAGUCCUAGAGGAAUUUAAAGGGACGUUCUGUCGAAGUUUACAGGCAAUGACUGGAUGACUCCCUCUGCUGUUUGUAACUUUUAUUUUCUUGUGUUUUGAUCAGGUGAAGACAUACUUAUUGCUGGGGAUCAUGGGUAACAUCUCCCUCCCAUAGAUGUACAGACCUGCCUCUCUGUGUUGGCUGAGCAUGUGUGGGCGUGUGUGUGUGGACACGUGUGUGUGUGUGUGUAGGUGUGUGUGCGUUUGUGUACGUGUGCAUGUAUGUGACAGGAUGUGUGACCCGUGUGUGUACACGUAAACUUGAGCGAGCGUAUCUAUGCAUGCAUGUGUGUAGUAGUGUGUGUAUGCCUCUGUUGCGUGUAUGUGCGUGUGCGUUCCUGUAUAAAUCAAUGUCCAAACAAGGCAUUCCUACCGACAGUUUGUCCAGUUUUACAACAUGAAAAACCAAGGUAAAAAUCACUAGAAUGAAUUGUUGAUAUAGAAUGACAAAUCUAUAAAUAUAUGAAUAUAAAUAUAAAUAUAAAUAUAUAUAUAUAAUUUUUAUGUGCAGAUGUCAUUGUCACUAAAUGCAACAAAUGUUCGCAGAGAAAAAAUUAUGUGGUGUACAACAGGACUCUUGUUCACUUGACCUAAACGUGGAAACUGCUGAUCCCCCACCCCCAUCCCCACCCUUUCAAUCGAGACAAAAGACAAAUCCCACCUGAGGAUGCUCAGGCUCUGGUGCGAGUUGUGUGUUGUUGUGUGUCCACGCUUCUUAGAUGACCGUGCUGAGAGAGGACCGUACUUGAACACAAGGAAAAAUAAAAAGACUCUUUGCAAUCAAA
Molecule: messenger RNA, 9103 nt
Organism: Lates calcarifer (barramundi perch)
Lineage: Eukaryota; Metazoa; Chordata; Actinopteri; Centropomidae
Gene: ctnnd2a
Product: catenin (cadherin-associated protein), delta 2a
Biological process (GO): cell-cell junction assembly; dendritic spine morphogenesis; cell-cell adhesion
Cellular component (GO): cytoplasm; plasma membrane; postsynaptic density
Molecular function (GO): cadherin binding
Source: RefSeq, a predicted model, not a curated record